Aspergillus saccharolyticus JOP 1030-1 is the source of this 1027-nucleotide messenger RNA. RefSeq lists its product as uncharacterized. The coding region runs from base 323 to 976 and encodes 217 amino acids. The transcript has 2 exons. The record is from RefSeq and is a predicted model, not a curated record. NCBI's taxonomy places the organism in Eukaryota, Fungi, Ascomycota, Eurotiomycetes, Eurotiales, Aspergillaceae.
CGUGCUCGCCAUCUCCUUACUCCUCCUUCCGUACAAUCACCACGGAAACAGCGGAGAUGACAUUGGACUGACAUGAGAUGGAUUAAAGGGCAAAGUCAAAGAAAGAUCACCGUCCACGGGUGUUAUUCCUCUUUUUCAUGGCGGACGGGACCACGGAACGGACAGUCAACGCAAGGGUUCCUCCCAUCUUUACUCCGUAUCAUGCAGGAUAGGCGAGGUGGUCCGGAUCAGGAAAAAGGAAUCUGACCCUUCAUAUGUAUGUACGGUACAUACAUCCAGCAGUCACGCACAGGAUAGGACAGUGGCUUCGGUGAGUGUAUUCAUGUGUAUGUGUUGUUGUUGGAGGGCUGAAGGGGAGCGAUCAACCCUUGCAUGGGCGAGGUCGGUCUGUACUCUUGGUGGUCGAGUGUGGCAUUUGGAACGAUCCUGUCUGAACAUUUUCUCGGUGAGCAUGACUGUUGUAACUUGGUUGCUAUUUGGUUUCAAGGGGGUAGUAGGAGACAAAGGGUCACGGUAUCUCGGUGGGGUGAGGGGGGAUUUAUAUGCUAUUGCUAUGCGAAUAGAAGGUUUGCAUUGCUUGUUGGGUCAUUACUGGCACCUCUAUCGAGGGCAGUGUGGUACAAGACUUCGACAGAUUGAUUGGUUCUUUUGUCCUCCCUUGUUGGCGAAGAGAGAAAAAUAUCUCAAGUGGCAACUCCUCCGUAGCAGCUGGCAAUUGGGAAGGUCCAAAAUGAUGGAUCAGGUGGCUUACAUACUGCAUUGCAUUAGCCCCAUCCUGCACAAACCACAACAAAAUGUAAACACUGCCGCAACUCGUACCAGAACAAGAAAACGGAAAAAGAGAAGGGAGAAUGCAUCAUUGCCUGGAAGUCUGCGAGGUGUCAGAGCGGAAUUGUUUGUUGCCUGCAGCGCAUCAUCUGGCAGAGCCAGCGUCGACACAGACAGCAAAAAGAAACCACUUGUUUCAUAUGAAUGACCUAAGUUGUGGUCAUGUCGGCGACGUGUGAUUGGCAGGAAGGUGGGUGCC